This is a messenger RNA of Cyphomyrmex costatus, 1007 nucleotides long. RefSeq names its product cuticular protein 3 (gene CPR3). The record is from RefSeq and is a predicted model, not a curated record. Gene Ontology annotation, cellular component: extracellular matrix. NCBI's taxonomy places the organism in Eukaryota, Metazoa, Arthropoda, Insecta, Hymenoptera, Formicidae. The transcript is spliced from 2 exons. Bases 1 to 948 code for a protein of 315 amino acids.
AUGAUUAUCACGGAGGUCACCGUACGGCCCCCGAGAGGAAGACAUAAAAAAAAAAGAAAGAAGGAGACAGAGUUCUUUUUCUUUCUUGGACUGGCGGUGCUCGCUCGAGGGGCGGUGGUACCCGCCGUCCCAGCGGUCGCAGCGGCGGUGCCUCUGGCGAAGCUGGAGGAGUUCGACCCGGCGCCGCAGUACAGCUUCGCGUACGACGUGCAGGACGCGGUGACCGGCGACUCCAAGGCUCAGUACGAGACCCGCAACGGCGACAUCGUGCGCGGCAGCUACAGCCUGAUCGAGGCCGACGGUACGCGUCGCAUCGUCGAGUACACCGCGGACCCGAUCAACGGCUUCAACGCGAUCGUCAGUAGAGAACCGGUGGUCGCCGCUAUCGCGGCACCAGUAUUGCCGCUCAGACCAGCCGCGUUGACUCCAGUUGCCGCACCGGCAGUACCCGCCGCUGCCCCGGCGCCGUCGAUUCCCGCCGUCGGGCCCGAUUCCGAUGUCGAGGUACUCGACGCUCGGUCGGGUCCCUUAAAAGUGCAACCAACGACGCGCGAGCGGGAGAUCCAACGUCAACAGCUGCAACAGUUGCAGCGGCUACGGGAGCAACAGCAGCAGCAACAGGAACAGCAACAGCUGCGACAACUGCAGCAACUGCAAGAGCAGCAGAGACGGCCGUCGAAAUUACGGAUCCAACAGCACCAACCACAAGAACAGCAGCAGGAGCAACAGAUCGCGCGACAAUCCGCACGGAUCGUCGGACAGACGGCUGGACAAAUCGAACGACAAGUCGCCAAUCCUCAAUUGAUCGGUCUCCCAGCUACUGCCAAGGCGAUAGCCACGUAUCCCGCUUACCCUUAUGCCGCAUACAGUGCUGCGUACUCCUCGCCGUUCGCCUAUGCCGCACCCCUCAAUGGCCUGGCUUAUACCCCCGCCGCCGCGUUGACGUAAAUCAUCAACUCGUAUCUACCUCGAAUUAUUGUCAUUCCGUGUUAUUUGUUAAGAUUAUU